Molecule: messenger RNA, 882 nt
Organism: Lepisosteus oculatus (spotted gar)
Lineage: Eukaryota; Metazoa; Chordata; Actinopteri; Semionotiformes; Lepisosteidae
Product: odorant receptor 131-2-like
Biological process (GO): detection of chemical stimulus involved in sensory perception of smell; G protein-coupled receptor signaling pathway
Cellular component (GO): membrane
Molecular function (GO): G protein-coupled receptor activity; odorant binding; olfactory receptor activity
Source: RefSeq, a predicted model, not a curated record
AUGGUCGUUGUCCAGGUGCUGGUUGCGAUUUUUCUGUGUGUGAACUGUUUCAUGCUCUUCACUUUUUUCAAAACAGAGAUUUUUCGGACAACCACACGCUACAUUUUGUUCGCACACUCUUUACUCAGUGACUCAGUUCUUUUGUUUUUGACAGACCUUGUGAUAUUGCAGAUAUAUUUAAAUAUCCUGCUUCCUGUGGAAUUUUGUAUUUUACUCUGCAUGAUUAUGGAAAUUGUCUCCCGCACAACCAGGUUUGUCAUCACUGCGAUGUGUCUGGAGCGCUAUGUGGCCAUCUGCCUGCCACUGAGACAUGCGGACAUUUCCACCCUGAGGACGACACUGGCUGGAAUUCUCUUCAUCUGGGCUCUUAGUUCCUUGUAUGCCAUUAUUGAUCUCUUCAUUUUCACUUCUACAGCACCUCCAAGUUAUUAUGCAGAAAAGACAUUCUGCAGCUAUGAAAUUUUAUUAAUGACAGAAUGGCACAAGUACAUGAGAGCAAUUCUAUCAAAUUUGGACUUUGCUGUAAUAGGAAUCAUCCUGGUAUUUUGUUAUAUUAAAAUAAUGUCGGCAGCCAGAGCUGCUUCAGGAGAUAAUAAAAAAUCCUCAUCCAAAGCUCAAAAGACUUUGCUUCUGCACACCAUGCAGUUGCUCCUUUGCUUAAUUGAACUAUUGUGUCCGUUUGUAGAGAUGGCUGUUUUGGAAAUUGACUUUCAGAUUUUUGUAACUGUAAGAUAUUUCAAUUUUAUUGCUUUUACAUUGGCUUCCAGAUGUCUCAGCCCUCUAGUUUAUGGUUUAAGGGAUGCAGAAUUCUUUAAUGUUCUUAAAUAUUAUGCAUGUCUUCGAUUAAGUAAAACAGUGUCUCCUCACGUUGUAUAUACAUAG